AUGAUAUGGAGCUGGCAUUCGCCUGGUGAUCUCACACAGAACCACACCACUGAAAUCCUCUUAUUCUCUGACCUGAAAUCUGGCACCUAUGGGUCCCGCUCUCCUUCCUACACACAACAUUACGCGACGCCCGAGUCUGCUGCACCCCAGCGGAAGAAAGUAUGGGCAUCUGCAGAUGCUGCUGUGCAAGAUGUGAAGUCUGGGGACAUCGUGCUGAGUGGAGGGUUCGGCUUGUGUGGUACUCCUGAGACUUUGAUCACUGCUCUUUCACGACGAAAUGGCAUCCACGGUUUGACCGCCGUGUCAAAUAAUGCUGGUUCUAGUGAUUUGGGUCUAGUCAAGCUCAUGAAGAGCGGGCAGCUUGACAAGCUCAUAAUAUCAUACCUUGGCGGAAACAAAUAUUUUGAGCGGAUGUACCUUGAUGGAAAGUUGUCCCUUGAACUGGUCCCGCAAGGUACCCUCGUUGAAAGGAUGCGCGCGCACGGCGCAGGCAUUCCCGCCUUCUUCACACCCACAGGUGCCUCCACGACCGUUGAAACUGGUGGCAUUCCCAUCCGAUUUAAAGCAGGCGGUUUCAAAGAAGGUAUCCUGAUACCCGGAAACAAAAAGGAAUAUCGAGACUUCAACGGAAAGCGGUACAUCAUGGAGCCUGCCAUCGCUGGUGACGUCGCGUUUGUCCACGCCUGGAAGGCAGACGAGGCAGGUAACCUCAUGUUCCGACAUGUCGCAAACAACUACAAUAACGCUAUGGCAAGGAAUGCGCGGUUGGUCAUAGUAGAGGCAGAGGAAAUUGUCCCCAUUGGUUCAUUACCACCAAACGGUAUCCAUGUCCCAGGAAUAUUUGUUGACCGUGUUGUGCAGGCCACUGAACCAAAAGCUUUUGAUAUCCUUGCCACUGCUCCGCCAGAAGGGACUGCUGGUGGGCCCUCGCCUGAGGAACUCCUGGAAAAGAGCACACGGCGCAGAGUAGCAAAGCGCGCAGCACAGGAGCUCAGAGAUGGCUUUUACGUUAACCUUGGUGUCGGCAUUCCCACUCUCGUCACGGAGUAUCUCCGACCGGGCGUCAAGAUCUGGCUGCAAAGUGAAAACGGCAUUCUGGGAAUGGGUCCGUUCCCCACCAAGGACCAAGUUGAUCCAGACAUCACGAAUGCUGGAAAGGAGACGGUCACAUUGCUGCCCGGCGCUUCGAUCUUCGAUUCAGCUGAUUCAUUUGGCAUGAUCCGUGGCGGUCACAUGGACGUUGCUAUCCUUGGUGCUAUGCAAGUAUCGCAGGCUGGCGACAUUGCAAACUUCAUGAUUCCAGGCAAGCUUGUGAAGGGCAUUGGUGGAGCCAUGGACCUCGUGUCAAAUCCUGAUAAGACGAGGGUGAUUGUGGCCAUGGAACACUGUGCAAAAGAUGGAAGUCCAAAAAUCAUGCAGGAGUGUUCGCUGCCACUGACAGGUGCACGGGCGGUCAGUCAGAUUAUUACCGAACUCGCUGUGUUCGAUGUUGACCGGUCUGGUGGCUUCCUGACGCUUAUGGAAGUGGCCAAGGGUGUGACGGUGGAGGAGGUACAAUCGAAGACAGCCUGCGAUUUCAAGGUCUCUGAAAACCUUGGGCAGAUGUAAGUCCGUAUUGAUGGUAGUACAUGAUACCUCUGUAUCAACAGGCUGUUCCCACCAUUAAUGCCUAAUGAUACCACACAUUAAUUCCGUCUUCCACGACUAUAUUCAGUGAAAAAAGCGGACGUCUUUAGUUGCAGUUGAAUUUUUAUAUGUAUUUGGGAUUGAUUUCUGUAUUAAAACAAGGACGUCGCUUCGCAUUGCGCAGUAACAUGAUAACGAAAGGUUGAGGUGGCGCAUUACUUACACAU
Molecule: messenger RNA, 1853 nt
Organism: Suillus clintonianus
Lineage: Eukaryota; Fungi; Basidiomycota; Agaricomycetes; Boletales; Suillaceae
Product: 3-oxoacid CoA-transferase
Exons: 11
Coding region: 1-1608 (535 amino acids)
Biological process (GO): ketone body catabolic process
Molecular function (GO): succinyl-CoA:3-oxo-acid CoA-transferase activity
Source: RefSeq, a predicted model, not a curated record